GGACUAUAAUCCAAAAAGAGAAAGAAUAGCUGCGUCUUGCGCUAUAAGCUAAAACAGCUUUGUUGGAUCCUCACUCUCUCGACGACGGCGAUGAAAGUAGCGGAGAAGAUUGUCAUCCUCUGGAAUGAAUCCGACGGAUUCGCGGCGACCAUCGCCGAUGCUCUGAGCACUAAUCCAACCUCCUCUCUUCGUAAACUAGAAGAGCAGAUCCACCUUCCGUUGGCUAAUUACGGAAUCGAAGACGGCGGAAGCGGCGGGAGUGUCGUUCACUUCGUCGAUGAAGAUGGAGCUUAUCAGGUCUCUGUUUUUCUUCUGCGAAGCUAUGAGCCUCCUGCGCUAGUAUGUGCAAUGAACGAACUGCUUGACUUAAUUACAAGGGAAUCAUCGGCUCUACCCACGAUUGUGGCUCCUUUCUUUGUGGCGGCAUCUAAGCUCAAGUUCAAUAACAAAUCCCUUGAAGCAAGCAGCAGAAAAGCUAGUCUUCGUUACGUUCAAGUUGGUCCAGAAACAGAAGCCACCAGGCUGUUUGCUACUCGCGUCGAGAAACCACCACCGUUGAUGCAGAUCCUUCAUGAGCCUUUGUCAUGCUUGCUUCAUCUAGCUCGUGUCAAAUGCUUGCCUACCUCCAUCCUCAUAGGGCAGAGAAGUAGUAGCACAUCUCAUAAAGCACUAAACGAAGGGCUUCAGGUGAUCCAUGAAACAGGGGAGCUUGUGGCUAGUUGGACCGGACUGUGUUUUGCAAGAGACAGAAUCAAGUGGAGCGCAUCAAAGACGUCAAAAGAAGAGGAAAGUCCAUGGAGAGCUCUUUACGGUUAAUCUUUCUCAUAUCAGGUCUUUUUUUCAUGGCCCAACACUACUGCUACAGUAUGGGCUUGGGCCUUUGCACUUAAUUUACCCUAUUGUUGUAGCUCUUUGUUAAAACACUUUUGCUCAGCUGAAUCAAAAACCAUGUUACUAUGCUUUCCUCUUGGGAUUUCUAUAAGAAACGAAGAGUUUUUUUUUC
Molecule: messenger RNA, 1003 nt
Organism: Brassica rapa (field mustard)
Lineage: Eukaryota; Viridiplantae; Streptophyta; Magnoliopsida; Brassicales; Brassicaceae
Source: RefSeq, a predicted model, not a curated record